AUGACCUCCUCCCUAAAGCUAUCUGCCUUUGGAGACGGCUCCUUCAGCAAUCCCACUCUGUUUCGGUCAAUAGUUGGUGGUCUGCAGUACCUAGCAGGCACCACAGAGUAUGGCCUCAGGUUCAGCAAGUUCACAAACUUCAGGAUCUAUGGCUUUUGCGACUCUGAUUGGGCCAGUGAUGUUGAUGAUCGCAAGUCAACAAAUGGUGUAAAUGAGAUAUGUGCAAAAUUAUCUCGUUCACAGUGUAAGUCUUAUUCAGAGACAGAGAAAGCACUGCAGAUGCUGUCCAAAUCUGACCUACCUGCAUUCGGAAAAGCUUUUCUAGAGCUACAAAAGUCCAAAUGA
Arachis duranensis is the source of this 345-nucleotide messenger RNA. RefSeq names its product secreted RxLR effector protein 161-like. The transcript is spliced from 3 exons. Bases 1 to 345 code for a protein of 114 amino acids. NCBI's taxonomy places the organism in Eukaryota, Viridiplantae, Streptophyta, Magnoliopsida, Fabales, Fabaceae. The record is from RefSeq and is a predicted model, not a curated record.